AUGGGUCAAGGACAGAGUGGACUGCCGCGUCCAACGCGCGAGGAGGCUGCUAAGAAGAAGGAAGAUGGAGCAAAACAAAAGAAAAAUAAAUUUGAACCACGUGGUGGUGCUAUGACACGAAGACGCCGUAAGAAAAAAGGACCUGCUGCUGCUGUGCGCAUCCCGACUGUGUAUCCAACGGCCAAAUGUAAAUUGCGUCUUCUUAAAAUGGAGCGUAUCAAGGAUUUUCUGCUUAUGGAGCAGGAAUUUAUUCAAAACCAAGAGGUGAUGAAACCUAAACAGGAGAAAGACGAGGAAGAACGCUCGAAAGUGGAUGAUUUGCGUGGUACACCCAUGGGUGUUGGGACGCUAGAAGAAAUGAUUGACGACAAUCACGCUAUUGUUUCAUCCUCUGUGGGUCCUGAAUAUUAUGUGGGCGUCAUGUCGUUUGUGAAUCAGGACAUGCUAGAGCCUGGAUGCUCUGUAUUGCUGCAUAAUAAGGUCAUGUCAGUUGUGGGUAUUCUGGCUGAUGAUACGGACCCUAUGGUAAGUGUUAUGAAGGUUGACAAGGCGCCACUUGAGUCAUACGCAGAUAUUGGAGGUCUAGAGUCGCAGAUUCAGGAAAUUAAGGAAGCUGUAGAAUUACCGCUAACGCAUCCGGAACUGUACGAGGGCAUUGGAAUUCGUCCGCCUAAGGGUGUUAUUUUGUACGGUGAACCUGGUACGGGUAAAACACUGCUGGCUAAGGCCGUAGCUAAUCAGACGUCGGCGACUUUUCUACGUAUUGUCGGCUCGGAGCUGAUUCAAAAAUACUUGGGUGAUGGUCCGAAACUUGUGCGUGAAAUGUUCCGUGUCGCAGACGAUCAUGCACCGUCAAUUGUGUUCAUUGAUGAAAUCGACGCUGUUGGCAGCAAACGUUAUGACUCGAGCAGCGGUGGUACCCGUGAAAUUCAACGAACGAUGCUUGAGCUUUUGAACCAGCUAGACGGUUUUGACGAACGCGGCGACGUGAAGGUGAUUAUGGCGACGAAUGCCAUCGAGAGCCUCGAUCCUGCUCUCAUUCGUCCUGGUCGUAUCGACAGAAAGAUUGAGUUUCCCCUUCCAGAUAUCAAGACAAAGCGCCGCAUCUUCGGUAUCCACACAGGUCGCAUGAGCCUGGCAGAUGAUGUUGACCUGGAAGAAUUUGUCAUGUCCAAAGAUGAGCUUUCAGGAGCUGACAUCAAGGCUGUUUGCACAGAAGCCGGUCUGCUCGCACUGCGCGAGCGUCGUAUGCGUGUGACGCAAUCUGAUUUUCGAAAGGCAAAGGAAAAAGCGCUUUACAAAAAGAAGGCCAACAUACCUGAAGGACUCUAUCUAUAA
Messenger RNA from Peronospora belbahrii, 1338 nucleotides. The record is from the annotation of a GenBank genome assembly. NCBI's taxonomy places the organism in Eukaryota, Oomycota, Peronosporomycetes, Peronosporales, Peronosporaceae.